AUGUCCUCUAAAUCAUUCUCGAUCCUCGGAAAGAACAUCAAGGCGCAAUCUCGAGCCGACCUCGAGCCUUACAUCUCGGAGCUCGAAAAGUUCGAGGAUGUCGAAGAGGUUCAUUUUGGAGGCAACUCGCUCGGUGUUGAAGCUUGUCAGGCUAUCGCCGAGGUCUUGAAAACCAAGAAGAGUCUCAAGGUCGCCGACUUUGCUGAUGUCUUCACCGGGCGUUUGAUUAGCGAGAUCCCUACUGCUCUGUCUGCCAUCUGUGAUGCUCUUCAGUCUCACACUUCCUUGGUCGAGUUGGACCUCUCGGACAAUGCCUUUGGAGGGCGAUGUGCGGACGCCAUGGUUCCCUUUCUCGAGAACAACCGCCACCUCCAGGUCUUCAAGCUGAACAACAACGGGCUUGGUAUCUGGGGAGGUACCGUCGUCGCCAAGGCUCUCCUUGAGAAUGCAAAGAAGUCAAAGGCUGCUGGAGAGGAAUCCAACUUGAAGACCGUCGUAUGCGGAAGGAACAGGCUGGAAAACGGCUCGGCGCCUUACUUUGCCGAAGCCUUUGCUGCCCAUGGCAACCUGAUCGAGGUCCGCCUUCCUCAGAAUGGGAUCCGGAUGGAGGGCAUCCACGCGCUAGCUCAGGGGUUGAGCAAGUGCCCCAAGCUCGAAUCGCUCGAUUUGCAGGACAACACCUGUACCGAGUCCGGUACCCGUUCGAUCUCGGCUUCGCUACCAUCAUGGCCGGAACUCCGCACUCUCAACCUCUCUGACUGCCUCUUGAGCCCGAAGGGGGGUGUCUCCCUCGCCACCGCUCUCGAGAAGGGUGCCAAUCCCAAAGUCGAGACGCUCAAGCUGCAGUACGGAGAGAUGGACGCCCGAGCGAUCCACAUCCUCGCCAAGGCGAUUCAGGAGCACCUCUCGUCGCUGACCACCCUCGAGCUGAACGGAAAUCGGGCCGAUCCUGAGGACGAGUGUAUCGAGAGGAUCAAGGAUGCUUUGGCCAGUCACGGACAUGAGGACGCCUUGGAUGAGCUCGACGACAUGGAGGAGCCAGAGGAUGACGAGGAUGAGGCUUCCGAAGACGAGAAGGAAUCCUCGGACGAGAAGGCCGACGAGGUUGUUGAGCCAGUGUCGAAGCCUAUUGAUUCCGCCGAUCAGUAA
This is a messenger RNA of Filobasidium floriforme, 1149 nucleotides long. Its product is annotated as Ran GTPase activator. The transcript has 3 exons. Bases 1 to 1149 code for a protein of 382 amino acids. Gene Ontology annotation, molecular function: small GTPase binding; GTPase activator activity. The record is from RefSeq and is a predicted model, not a curated record. Gene Ontology annotation, cellular component: cytosol; nucleus; perinuclear region of cytoplasm. Lineage: Eukaryota; Fungi; Basidiomycota; Tremellomycetes; Filobasidiales; Filobasidiaceae. Gene Ontology annotation, biological process: nucleocytoplasmic transport; activation of GTPase activity.